This is a messenger RNA of Lentinula edodes (shiitake mushroom), 1565 nucleotides long. RefSeq lists its product as uncharacterized. Bases 321 to 1397 code for a protein of 358 amino acids. The record is from RefSeq and is a predicted model, not a curated record. NCBI's taxonomy places the organism in Eukaryota, Fungi, Basidiomycota, Agaricomycetes, Agaricales, Omphalotaceae. The transcript is spliced from 3 exons.
CCUCACGUCCCGUCCGCCGUUUUCUCAUUGUUAUUGAACGACGAACAUCCUUGAGGACACUGUCUUCUUCAAUAAAAGCUACACACUCAUCCAGACCAACUUUGCCCUCCUGUCAUCUACUCUGUACACAGGCAAAUUCUCAUGGACGACGCGGUUUUUGUCGUAGUGGACUCCAUGGUCGACUAAAUAGCUUUGAUUCAACAUGUAUUACAUCUCAGAACAACCUCAAUCCCCCGAUUCGCCGUCAGUACACUUCUGGAAACACCGAACCAGAAGAACCUUCAAAAACAGACUCAUCAAAAAAAGCAGAGGUCGAUGGGAUGGACUUAUAUACAGCUCAGACCAUUCUGUCAAUCCUUGACCGCGCCAAACAAGUUUGGCCCCCUCCUAAAGUGCCCGUUCCGUUUGGCUGGUCGGCUGACUGGGACUGUUGGGACAUGCUUCUCUCGUUAUACUGGACAUCGCCUCAAUAUCUCAUGCUACCGCAAAUCGAGACCAUUUUCAAUAUUCAUUUUGGAAUCAGAGGGGAGACGAGACCUAUCGUUUAUUCCACCCCUGACCUGGCUUUGAAUCAGGGCGAGGGAGAAGAAGAAGAGGGGAGGAGGGAGUUCAAGUCGUUUGUCUUCGCUGUCGUUGAAAGGCCUAGUGAAUUCUAUUUACUCGAAUAUCACGGCGAACCUACGCUGUUCAAGAUAUCGCUACCGAAAUCUGAGGAUUCCUCCUCUGAACAAAUCCAACAAUUGACCGAGCCGCUACUCGUAGAACUCCUUGCUACGCCAGACACACUCACUUUCGAGCACAUCGAACACUCUCCGGAGGGAUCCGCGGCACUUCAACGAAUUUUUGCCCGCGAUCGUGAUGUGAUUCCCGAGCUCGAAAAGUUUCUAGGUUACAUUCCGGAGCAUACAGAGAUAUGGGAGGAGAACCCGCAGAACUCACACCCAGAAUAUACGACAAAAUCUGUAGAGAUGGCUGAAUCAUCAGAGAAGACGGCAGAAGACGAGAAGAUUGCGGAGGUGAACUAUCUCCUAAAAGAGAUCGAGGAGAGGUCUCCAGAGUUCAAAGAGGCUAGUCAAGCAUGGGAUAAGGGGAUGCUGGAUGUAUCAUCCUCAAUAUCCGACAAUGAAGUUGAUCCGGAUUCCGUCGAACACAGUAUGUCCGCGAUUGGACUCAAGGAGGAGAUAGCGCAGCUCGAGGACAUGAUGGAUAAUGCUGAUGGCGAAAUAUCGAAACUCGAUGAAUCUUUACAGGAGACACUUACGAGCUUGGACACAAAAUCAGUCAAUCACCAGUCGGUUAGUCCGCUCCAAGUGGAGGUCGAUGAAGCUGAUGAGGAUCAUGUGAGACUCAGCGUGCCGUUCAAGGAGGAGCGCGGAAAGGAUCCAAAGAGCGGGUAGUAGUCCGCCAAGGUUGUUUGCCUUGAUCUUUGUUUAAAUACUAAUCUGCUAGUACCACUAAUGAUAGUUCCAUGCGUACAUAGUAGUACUAGUGUAUCAUGAGUAAUCAAGGAACUUGCCCACUGCUAACAAGGCUUAUUAUCGUUGCGUUUGAACAUCGACCCUACU